Messenger RNA from Acanthaster planci (crown-of-thorns starfish), 6000 nucleotides. RefSeq names its product folliculin-interacting protein 2-like. The record is from RefSeq and is a predicted model, not a curated record. Gene Ontology annotation, cellular component: cytoplasm. NCBI's taxonomy places the organism in Eukaryota, Metazoa, Echinodermata, Asteroidea, Valvatida, Acanthasteridae. Gene Ontology annotation, molecular function: ATPase inhibitor activity; protein-folding chaperone binding.
AGUUCAGUCAUGUGAUGUGAUGACUGGUCCGAAUUGCAAAACAGAAGUAAGAAAUGUCAAUAAAUGAGUUUAUGGAGAGACGGAUGUCGACAUAUGUGCCAAGAUGAUGAUCGCGAAUUCUAAAGUAUCUGGAGAUAUUCCGUAAGUUGGGAGGUACCAGAGGACCAUGGUAUCAUGGCGUUAUACCGACGGAUUUUCCCGCACCGUGACAAGAAAGGACGGUGGGGAUUUCGACCUUGUCGUUCGCACAAAAAGGAAUACAAUUUCUCAUCACCAGAAGCGUUAGCAUCAUACAAAAGCUGGCAAACUCCCGAGUUUGACCAAGACCAGAUCAGGCUUAUUGUAUUCAACGAAUGCGACCUGAAGGGACGCAAGCUUCUCUUUGAUUCCAAAGCCAUCAAGAAGAAUGAAAAGAAAGUGGAGUCCUCACCUGCCAAGGGACAACCACGUGUUUUUGGCCGGAAGCUGUACAGCAACGCUGGUGGAAAGAGCCACCGUUUGGAGACCCAGCAAUCGGAGACCACUGGUAGCCCAAACUCAGGGGGCGAGACGAACAGCAAAUACGUAUUUUUACGUCCAAGCCCGGAUAUCAAACUUCUCGGGGAAAUGAUGUACGGGUCAGUGGCCAUGGCAUACCGAGGGUCAACGAUUAAAGUUCACACUAUCAAAUCACCUCCUGAGCUCAUGCUGUCGCAGGUCUUCGUCCUACGUCCCAAAGAAAACUUGGAUCAAGAUAAUAUCAGCCUGGCUCCUGUGGAAUUGAUGGUCCCACAACGCACACAGAGCCCAGCUAGGGAAACCAUUGCCCACAGUCUGCCUGUUGCGGUUCCUCCCUCUUCACCCUAUAGCAGCAUUGAUGAAGACAGUGGGGUUGUCUCUGGAUCCAGCAGUAGUUUCUUGACCCCGUUUCCCUCGCCAGGAAGCAGCGUCUCCAGCAGCCAGUCUAACAGCUUUCAUCGGCGUUGGAUGCGCAAUCAAGUCACCAGUAUGGAGCAUGGAGUGCGGCGGAAGUCAUCACUUGAGACACUGUUGGUGGACGAGCCCAUGAACAGAAGACGACAUCCGAAGAUUGGGCUGGGUGUGGUUAUCUCCCUGCCUGAGGAGGCGGACCAAUAUCGCAGUAGACACUUCCAGACGUUCUUCUUCUCUCACUUCACACUGUUUGAGGGCCACUUUCACCGUCUUACGCUGGCCGUGGAGAAGGCGUUGACCUAUCAGAGGAGGAUGUUUAUUACACCCAUCAUGGACGCCCUUGAUGAGUUUCGUUCAGUCGUCUAUUCCUUGUACUGUGCUCCCCGCAUCCAACGACCCAUUUGGCUCAACAUGAUGACCUAUCAGAUGCAACGAGGUCACCUGUGUGAGCACCUGAUGCAUGAGAUUGUAGCUGAGCUGGAAUCCCACAACAACAAGCUGACAAACUUUUUCUUCAGUCGUCUGUUGACAGCCGUGCUCAUGCACCAUCUGGCCUGGGUGCCCACGGUGGUACCGGCCGAAGCCACGCCAAGCCGAGCCUACUUGGACAAGCACUCCUCAACUCUGUUGGACAUGCUCGCCAAGUCACAUCCGUACAACCCACUUUGGGCUCAGCUCGGGGACAUCUAUGGGGCUAUCGGCUUCCCCGUGAAGGUCGCCAAGACGAUUGUGGUUGGUCGCCGUGCCGACGUGGUCUGCCGCCUCCUGUACAUCCUCAGCUACUUCAUCCGCUGCAGUGAGGUUCAUGAGAUGCCCGAACAGCGGGAGAAGAUCUACAUGGAAUACGAGGAUACUUGGGAGCUGGAACGGAUUGAUCCAAUCAAAGAGAAUGCAGAAGGAGCCCAGGCCAUUCCCAGAACGGAGGGGAUGUUGUUCUCUGAUUCAGCUGAUAGUGGGCUGGAGAGCUCAUGUGAGAGACUGCUCGAGUCUGAGGAGAGAGUGGACCCUGGAGCUGUUCUGAGCACAGAGGGAGGAACUGGAAAGUGCACCAAUAGAGCAGACACUGAUGAAGUUUUGCCAGCAGAUGCACCCACAUUGGUUUGUACAAGCAAACAGCCGUUGCCUGCCAAGGAAGAAGAGAAUGCCAAGACCAAUUUGGAGGAGGAUACACAAAGUGCAGAGCAGUUUAAAAACCCGUCAGAAAGUUUGCCCGAUUGGUGGCAAGGAGGAAGUGCCCUCGGGUCAAAGGUCAGAGGCCAAGGGCUGCUUGGGCAGGAUGCCAUACGAAGUCUUUCUACUGGGAACUUGAACGACACACUGCCUGAUGGUCUAUCCGGAAAUCUCAACAGGUCAGCUUCUGGAGGACUGUAUCCCGAUCUGCAGGCGAUCAUGUCAGCCACUUCCGAAGAGGCCAUCAGAAAUGGAGAUAUCAGUUUUCGCAUUUCACGGCCUCCUCAAGUUGGAGAGAAGAAACCACUGCCGUCAGUCCUACUGAAUGAUACGGAUGUGCUUUUGCCAAAACGGGAGCGUGUCGUUGCCACCGGGAGAGGCGUUUCAACUGAAAGCCAAGAUGCUUCCUCCGAAUAUCUCCCCAUACGUCCCAAGACUUUCAAUGAGGCAUUCUUGGACUCAAAACGAGAGCAUGUAGUGGCCGUCGGCCGGUCAAGUGUGCAGGUUGAGAAGCAAGCUGGACUCAUUUCCGUCCACAAUCGUCCAGAAUUGGCGACGAAGGUAAACCUUGAUGAUCCAUCCCACUUAAAGAGUCGGGCUGGCCAUGAUAGAUCGCCUGCAUUACUAACUCCAAAAUCACCUCCUGAAGACUCUCGCACUCCUCAGGAAUCAGCCAAGACGCCAACCCCGACCACUAUAAACCUGUACCCAACCGUGGAUCUGGGUAACCUGAGUGUGGACACCACGCCCGUGCCUUCCAACGACAACACAGACUCUGAGAGUCUGGAUGGGACGCCCCCGGUACCGCGCCGGAACAAACGUUUUCCACUUACCAGCCCGCUCGCCCAUGCCUAUCAGGAAGCCGUGAUGGCAAAAGAAUCGAAGACUGAAGCCUCUUCCGAAGACACAAAUGCAAAUGACCUCAGUGCAAAAACACCGACCAAUGACGGUGCACCGGACACAAGAUGGUCGCAGACACUUCCACUUGGGCAUCCACUCUCUGGUAAUAGUUCUGAAGCAGAGUGCGCAUGUCCGGCUGUUACACACCAUCCAACGCCCCCACGCAAGCUUGCGAUUAGCCAAGCCCCUUUCAGUGAAGGGCCAGGUAGUAGAGGGCAGCAGAAGACCCCAGUUCUGCACCAAUCAAGCCACGAGAUGUGGUCGCCCAUCCGAAAGUACCAGAGAUGUUUCUCCGCUGGGUCUAGCACUUCGUCAGGUUACAGCGACACGACACCAACAGAUCAUGAAGAACUCCCAAUUGCUUUUUCGGAACCGCUCACUCCGGAAACGGACCCCGGCGAAAGUUACGUGGACAACUUUGGCCGAUCCCUUCUGGGUGGUUACUCCCAGACCUACAUGCCAGACAUGGCCCUGCAUGGGGUGCCUGAGCUGGACCGUAAGCAGGUGCUGUCGGACCUGGUCCUGUCCUCGCAGCAUUCAGUCCUAGAUGAGGACAUCUCCGAAGCCGUCUGCAUCGUGGCCGACACAGACAGCUGGACGGUGGAACUUCUCUCCAGCAAGAGGGGAAGUCCAUCUCAGGACCGGGCCAUCUCCUUGGAGGUUACCGUCGCGGAUUGCAUCGGGGACUUGCUGGAGUCUGUGGAGAACAUGUGCCAUCUGAGAAUGCCCUCAGAUUUUUGCCUUAUGCAUCUGGAGGAUCAGCUGCAAGAAGUGUACUUCAAGAGCACAGCUCUGGCGACCUACCUGGAUCAGAACCCUCGGGCUGGUCCCAAGGAACUGACAGGAAUCCUAGGAUUGGAUUCGUCUGAUCUGCCCCUGCUACUGAGCGUGGUCAGCGUCCACUCACCCAACGUCAUCCGGAGUGCGCUGCGGGAUUUGUAUGAGAUCAGACUGGAUGGCGGCAAGGCCAAGCUGAGUGAUAGCAGUCUGUGAGCGAGGGGCCCGGAACCAGACUCGUGAGCACUGCUGCAGUGGUGCAUCAUGGGAUUGAUAGCAAGGCAUUUGGUUUCAAAAUUGUUUUACCUGACCCUGUACUGAAAGAAAGAUGUCUCCAAUAACUGUAGGUCGAAUGGGCGAAAACUGGAACCUGGACUCUUAAACUACUGCUCCAAUGCAUCGUGGUAUUGACGCCGUGCCAGUUGUUUCAAUAGCUGGUAAUCAGAGUUUGGAACUGAAGUCAGUUUGGUUCCUGUGACAAGGGAAAUGGUUUUCAGGUUAUUUAUAUAUUUUCAAUAAUAAUGAUAAGUCUACCACAUGAAGCACAAACAAGAAUAAAGAACUAAGUCUCCUAAAAUGCAGACAGGAAAUGACCGGGAACUUUUGUUUAUCUUUUAAAGGGAUAUUUUUAUCAGCCUGCCGUAAACUUUGAUUGAAGGAGGAAGUUGAUUAGCAAAACUUUCUUCAGAAACUUGUUUUUUUAAUACCCAGAAAUUAGCCAUUAUAGACCGAUUGUGCCCGCUAAGUCACAUGACCUAUAGUAUAGCAAAGCAAAGUGUGUCACAAGUAUUAUUUAAUAAAAAUAAAGCCGCCAGUCAGUACUAUUUACAAACUGCAGAUUUGUUGGGUAGUAUCAUAAAUUGGCUUUAUUUUUGGGUAAAGAAUACUCAAAAACACACUUUGCUGUGGGAUUUGUUGAUGUUUGAUACCCACCAUAGGUCAUGUGACUUGGCGAGUGCAGUCAGUUUGUUAAUUUGUCUCAAUGACAGCAACACGUUGGAGCUGUUUCGGGAAGCAUUGUCAAACUUGAAAUCUUUGUUGGGAUAAGUGUAAAGUCCUAAUAGGCAUGAGCAGUUUUUCCCAAGAUCAUGGCCAGUUUGAGGAGUUAUCCCCAAAAUGUUCUGGUAUUUAGACACAGUCUGUUUCCAUAGAAAAUGGCACGUUCCCCCCUUAAGAUAGGCAUUUCUCCCAAGGUCAUGUUCAAACCAUUUCUGCUUUUCAGAGACUUUUUUCAACGGAAUUUGGAUGUCGUUUUGUCAUCAAGAAAUGGCAUUAACCACUUUAAGAAGUCGGUUCAUUUCGUUUUCUCCAUGUGGAUUUCUGUACAGCCGUUGUAAAGUUGGAACAAAGCAAAUAUAAAAAAUGGAUCUACAGAAUUUGUGAAAGAAGAAUAGCAACAUUGCACCCUGAAAUAGAAGUGAGACUUUAGACAACUGUUUUAUGGGGGAGGUGUGAUGUAGAUGUAAAGAAAAUGUCAUGCUGCAAUUGAAGAUAAAAAUGCAAAAUUCAAAUGUAUAUUUGUGGAUAAAAGUUAUUUAUGUGUAUGCUUGAGCAGGUCGGCAUUAAUAAUUUCCUCAUUAAUUUGCAGGUUGUUGAUCGUCUUUUAAGAGAGUAAAAGCGAAGAAACGCUUCUCUCAUAAUCAAAAUUUUCCGACUCUCAAGCUGCUCAAAGACAAAUCACUGAACUUUUAUUUGUACUUAGUUCUCUCUUUUUUUGUUUUUAUUGUUUUGAAAUUGUGUAAUUAUUGAUAAAUGUGAACACAGCUGGCUGCCGGUUCAUUUUGUAUGAUCUCAAAAAUUGUUUAUCCUAAUUUUUUUUCCUCAUUUAAUUGGGUCCUUAAACAUUAGAAGGAAAUUGAUGGGUGAAUUGUGUGGAAAGUGUUAAAUGUGCGUGCACUUCAUUUUGAGAAAAUCUGUGCACCGUGUGGGCAAAAAGCACCAUAGUAAGUUCGAACUUUUGACCAUACAAGAUUUUGUUGACGGCUACUAACAUUUUGUGUUAAAAUGGGGUUAGAGAUCGGUCAGAAGAAUGGGCAGAUCAGAAAAUGAUUUCUCAGCAUCUGAACUUUGAAAUGUUCGCCAUCAACAUGUUUCCGCAUAGUAUGAUUGAUAAAUAACUUUGUGCCCCUUAUUUCCUGGAGUAAUUUUGUAGCAACUAAUUUAUAACAUCAAACAUUAUUAUGUAUAUCAGAUUGCCUGUGAUCAUGAUUUGAAAAAAUGAAUAAAAUAUUCAAUAUCAGA